AUGACUUCACCACAAUCCUACAAAGCCAGCUUGUCUACACAAACACAAAGUAGAAGUAUUUUCCCAUCGAACCUAGACGAUGCUCAAACACCGCUACUGCGCUCUUGGUCGCAGGAACAGGACGAUAAAUCCACAUCGCGCUGGACGCUAUGGAAGAAAAAGGGACACAAUUUCUGGCUCCAAAGUAAAGGCAUGAUCCUAGUACUGUUGUCGCAGUUCUUUGGCGCCAGCAUGAACGUUAUGACGCAGUAUCUCGAGAUUGACGGAGAGCGCGGUGCUGGAAUGGAUCCUUUUCAGAUCCUCUUCGCCCGUAUGUCUAUCACAGUCAUCGCCAGUUACCUCUACAUGUGGUACGCGCAAGUCCCCGACCCGCUAGGCCGUCGACCGGUCAUCGGCCUACUAACGCUACGAGCCGUGGGCGGUUUCUUCGGAGUCUUUGGACUAUACUACUCAGUCAAAUAUCUACCUCUCUCCGAAGCGACCGUCCUAACCUUUCUGGCGCCGAUCCUGAGUUGCUACGCGACCUCACACUUUGUGCCCCACGAGACAUUUACCUGGAAACAGCAGCUAGCAGGCGUAGUAUCGCUAGGCGGAGUCGUUCUCAUCGCGCGACCGUUUUCCUUCAUGAACGCACCCUCAGAUGGCCCCUCAGACAAAGACGGCGCGCAAGCCGACGAACUGCACCAUCUCCUUGCAAUCCUCAUGGCACUAGUCGGCGUGCUCGGCGCCGCCUGCGCAUACACCACAAUCCGCAUGAUCGGCAAACGCUCCCACCCGCUCGUCUCUGUCACUUACUUCUCCGUCUACUCAACGCUGAUCUCCUGCAUCGGCAUGGCUGUCCUGCCCUCCGUCGACUUCAAGCUGCCCUCGACGAGCAUCGAGUGGACGUUGCUGGUUGCGCUGGGGAUUUGCGGAUUUCUGUUGCAGUUCCUGCUGACUGCGGGGUUGGCGUAUGUUCCGCCGGGACAGGCAGCUGGGUCAGGGAAUCGCGCGACGUCGAUGGUGUAUACGCAGAUGCUGUUUGCGUUGUUUUACGAUAAGGUGAUUUGGGGGAAUACGCUAUCGGCGAUGAGCUGGGCGGGGUCCGGGUUGAUUCUGGUGAGUGCGAUUUAUGUGGCUAUGGCGAGGGAGCCGCAUGAUGAUGCGAGCGCUCAGCCGGAGGUGCAGCAUGCAGAUGAGAGGAAUGAGGGGAGAGAGGGUCCUAGCAUUUAG
Aspergillus chevalieri is the source of this 1212-nucleotide messenger RNA. Its product is annotated as DMT family transporter. The record is from RefSeq and is a predicted model, not a curated record. The coding region runs from base 1 to 1212 and encodes 403 amino acids. The transcript is spliced from 2 exons. Gene Ontology annotation, cellular component: membrane. NCBI's taxonomy places the organism in Eukaryota, Fungi, Ascomycota, Eurotiomycetes, Eurotiales, Aspergillaceae.